Messenger RNA from Lymnaea stagnalis (great pond snail), 734 nucleotides. The record is from the annotation of a GenBank genome assembly. Lineage: Eukaryota; Metazoa; Mollusca; Gastropoda; Lymnaeidae.
CUAGGCUACGGACUGGGUGGAGGUUAUGGCCUUGGUGGAGGCCUCGGAAUCGGUGGAGGUCUCGGCGGUGGCUACGGGCUUGGUGGAGGCUAUGGUCUCGGAGGGGGCUACGGUCUUGGUGGAGGCCUCGGACUCGGCGGAGGCUAUGGUCUAGGAGGAGGCUACGGUCUUGGCGGGGGUCUCGGUCUAGGACUUGGAGCAGGUUAUGGAGGUUACGGAGCCGGCUAUGGCGCCGGCUAUGGUGGCUACGGUGCUGGUGGCUACGGUGCUGGUGGCUACGGUGCUGGCGGCUACGGUGCUGGCGGCUACGGUGCCGGUGGUUACGGCGCCGGCGCAUUCGGGGGUGCCGCAGCUAAAUCAAGCUCCCACACCAAAACCGUGUCGACAUCAAGCAGCUCGGACUUCGCCGCAGGAAACGCUGGAGGGUACGCUGGAGGUGCCGGAGGUUUCGCCGGAGGCGCCGGAGGUUUCGGCGGUGCCGGAGGUUACGGUGGUGCCGCUGGAGGUUACGGUGCCGGUGGUUACGGCGCUGGUGCUUACGGCGCUGGUGGCUACGGCGCCGGUCUCGGUGGAUUCUGGAAGCGUUAAGAUCUUUCGAGAAGCGUGCAGGAAAACAGAAGAAGAAUAAAACCAUAUCAGUCCAUCGUUUGGUGUAAUUUUUUUUUUUUUCAUUGUAAGAUCGUCAUUUCCAGCAUGGACAGCGGAGUCGAAAAAGUGAAAUCUUUCCACUAAAC